CGCGGAUCAAGUCGGCCCGCAAAACUUUCCACACACAACAUACACAUGUGUACUGGCGACAGAUUAGUUGACCCACAAGUAGCAACAAAAAAAGAACCAUGUUGUCACAGAAUUUACGCCUCGUCCGGGGAUUGCUUAAUUACGGAGUUUGCCGCCCGAGCUUGAGAAACUUCGCAGCCGUUGGCGAUAAAAACAACGCAGCCGAUAAUGCUAAUGCCAGCGAUGUGGACGAACGCCACCCGCUGCAUGGUAUCCGGAUUUUGGACCUAUCGCGCAUCAUCGCCGGCCCCUAUUGCACCAUGGUUCUGGCGGAUCUCGGCGCGGAAGUUAUCAAGGUGGAGCGUCCACACUUUGGCGAUGAGGCGCGUAAGUGGGGACCACCCUUUCUAAAGAACAGCAACGAUGCCGCCUACUUCCUGGCUCCCAAUCGCAAUAAACGGAGCAUCUGCAUCGAUAUCAAGCGCGGCACGCAACUCCUUCAUCGCCUGGCCGAGAUUAGCGACGUGCUGGUGGAGAAUUAUGUGCCCGGCACCUUGGAGCGUUACGGCCUGGGCUACGAGCAGUUGCGUAAGGUGAAUCCCAAACUGAUCUAUUGCUCAAUGACGGGUUAUGGCUCUGUGGGACCGUAUGCCAAGCGACCCGGCUACGAUGUGAUUGCCUCCUCGGUUGGAGGACUGAUGCACAUCACCGGCGAGCGGGAUGGACCGCCCAGCAAGGUGGGCGUGGCUGUGACGGAUAUGUCCACAGGACUGUACGCCCAUGGAGCAAUUUUGGCAGCCCUCUAUCAAAGGACCCGCACGCAACGUGGCCAGAAGAUCGAAGUCGACCUGUUGUCCACCUGCUGCUCCCUGCUGCUCAACGUGGGUAGCAACUACCUGAAUUCCGGGGUCGAAGCAGGAAGGAUGGGCACCGCACACUCCAGCAUCGUUCCGUAUCAGAGCUUCAAGACGAAGGACGGCUAUCUCACCCUGGGCACUGGCAGUGAUGUUCAGUUUGUGGACCUGUGUCGCCGCCUAAAAGUGGAACAUUUGGCGCAGAAUCCCAAAUUCAAGACCAACAAGGAUCGUGUGACCAAUCGAGUGGAGCUGCUGGGAAUCCUAGAGCAAAUGCUAUCCGAGGACACCUCGCGCAACUGGAUGAAACUUUUCGAGGGCGCCUCCUUUCCCGUGGGACCUGUUAACUCCAUUCCCGAGGUCUUCGAGGACGAGCAUAUAAAAGCCAUUGGCCUGGUGAAAAGCCUGCGGCAUCCCAAGGACGAAACAGUCAAGGUGGUUGGUCCUCCUGUGACCUUCAGCGAAGCGCGAAACGAUGCCCGGACAGCUCCUCCGAUUCUUGGCCAGCACACGGAUGAAGUGCUGGGCGAACUACUGGGUUACGGGCCGGAUGAGCUGGCCAAGCUGAAGAAGGAUAACAUUAUUCAGUAACCCGAUUGGGAUUUCGGACAGUCUAAAGUGAUUUGAAUUCCUAAAUCCUCUGAUAUAUACUGCUUUAUAUGGUCUUUUGCGACCAAUAUUUUAGUGAUAAUCAUGCAUUUACCAUUAGACCGACUAAAGGCCUUAAAAAAUAAAUGACAAUUUCUCAU
Molecule: messenger RNA, 1582 nt
Organism: Drosophila melanogaster (fruit fly)
Lineage: Eukaryota; Metazoa; Arthropoda; Insecta; Diptera; Drosophilidae
Exons: 1
Coding region: 99-1424 (441 amino acids)
Molecular function (GO): catalytic activity; CoA-transferase activity
Source: RefSeq, marked reviewed